This is a messenger RNA of Anthostomella pinea, 3405 nucleotides long. The record is from the annotation of a GenBank genome assembly. NCBI's taxonomy places the organism in Eukaryota, Fungi, Ascomycota, Sordariomycetes, Xylariales, Xylariaceae.
AUGGCUGAGAGGUCGCCGGCCCUUGCGCCCAACGGUUUUAACGGCAUGCACGAUGUUACGAGUCCUAGGAUUAAGGAAGAGACUAUGGACGAUCAUCGCGCACCAACCUUCCAGAACAUCGACUGGGCCACGCAGGCAGAGAAGGACGACGCCGACAUUACGAAGAUGUUUGCCGAUGAUGGAAAUAUGCAGAUGCCCGAGAACUUGGCCCAGUUUGGCGAGAAGGUCAUCGAUCAGGCGACCAAGGCGGACGAUGCCAUCGACUUUGAAGACAUCAGCGAUGGCGAGCUCGACUCCGAAGGCGGUUCUACCGUUGCCGCCGGCGAUGCAGGCACCUCGCAAGUCCCCGGUCUCACCGAAGACGAGGGCACCAGUCACGACACCGACCCCUUUGAUGACCUCUUUGGCGAGCCUGAAGAUGGCGUGUUUCUUCCCUCGUCUCCUCAACCCGACGAUGCUACAGCCCCGCAGCCGACCCCAGCUGCACCGCUGGAGAGUGCACCGCUUGAGAGGAAUGUCCUCACCCAGGAUGUCUCAGACGAUGAUUGGCAGAAGAUGAGCUUCGAGGAGCGCUACGCGCUCAACUUCCCCCAGGCCGAGAUGUCUAUCGACAAGUGGAUCAACCAGACCAACAGCGCGGGCUCGUCCAUGCAGAGAGCUCCCGAAAACGCCGAUGAGCUUCUCGAGCAAAAGUUUCCACAUUUCGCGAAACAUAAGACCCUUCAGUUCAACAAGCUGCUUCCUGCCUGGCCUGCGUCGUACUUGUACAAGGAACCUCUGAACAAGGACAGAGAUCCUCCUGAGUUCGUGCCCACCAAGCUAGAGCUGGAACUUGACGCGGACAGCUCCAAACUCUUCCGAAUUCCAGGGAAUGUACUUAGCGCUGUUCAUCAGAGGGCGAACUAUUCCGAUGUGGACGACUGGACGCGUCCUACCGAUGGUCCGACGUUUGAUGCUGGUGAUACCAUCUCGGACUCCGACUCGGAUGAGCUUGUUGGGGGCUACUCCUUGAACGAAAUCAGGACUAUUUGUGAUGACUGGAACUCUCUCUGCGAGCUGGCUGGACCGCCCAAGCCCGUUGCCGCCGACCAUACUGCCGACGACGACGAAGACAUGGAUGAUUGGGAUAGGGAGUUCCUGGCGUCGCAACCUAAGAAGAAACGACCCCGGUACGAGCCUGGUCUUCCGGAUAUCUCAACAUUUGACGCAACGGGCAUCGAUGACUUUGAGGCGGCGACGAGACGAUCGAGCAAGCGUGUGUGGCUCGAUCCCAGUGACCCGUAUCUUUUGAUCGAUGAUGUGCAGUCGGAGCGGCCAUCUAAGCGUCCAAAGCUGGAAGAGAAAACCAAGCGCAUGGCCAACGGCCAGCUUCGGAGAGAUGUCAUGCAUCACUUCAACCUUUCCAACGACGAUGCUUACGAGGCGCUUAAGAACAACCACAAGAGCAAGGUCCGGGCCACCCUCUCGAGCCUUGGGGUUGAGCACAGCUUGCCCGCAACCAAGUUGACCUUCCCCUUUUUCCGCACCAAGUUUGUCGGUCAGCCUUGGGAGUUCCACCGCAAGAAGUUCGAGGUCGAGAAGAUCGUGAAGCAUAACAUUGGCAUCCGUAAACCAGCUAAGGUUAGAAGAAAGGACAUCAAGGGUCGUAGCGCACAAGAAGUCUUCAAGACGACAAAGGACCUCAGCUUGAACGAUAAUUCGGCUGCUGUUCUCUUUGAGUACAGCGAACAGUUCCCUAUCAUGAUGUCGAACUUCGGCAUGGGCAGCCGAGUAAUCAACUACUACCGGCGCAAAGAACGCACCGACGAGGAGAAGAUCCCAAAACUCGACAUUGGUGAAACACACUCUCUACUGCCUGAAGACCGGUCACCAUUCAGCAUCUUCGGAACCGUAGCCCCCGGAGAGACGGUCCCUACCCUACACAACGAGAUGUACAGAGCGCCGAUCUUCAAGCAUGAGUCCAGACCCAAUGAUUUCCUUCUUGGGUACACUACAAAUGCUACCGAGGGUCCCAAGUGGUUUGUCCGGAAUAUCGACCAUGUAUUUACCGUGGGUCAAACCUUUCCGUCGAUCGAGGUUCCUGGACCCCACGCCAGAAAGGUCACCAACACUGCCAAGAACCGUCUGAAGAUGAUUGCCUUCCGCAUGAUGAAGCAAAGGCCAACACAAGACGUCUCGCUCAAGGAGAUCACACCGCACGUAUUCGAGAAAGAAGAUGCCCAGAAUCGACAGAAGAUGAAGGAAUUCCUCAACUACGACCGGGAACGCAAAACGUGGGUACUGAAAGAAGGUGAAACUCUAGCAGAUGAGUCUGCUAUUCGUACCAUGAUCAAGCCUGAAGAUGUUUGCGCGAUCGAGUCGAUGCAAGUUGGGCAGCAAUCGAUGGAGAAUGCUGGUUAUGAUGCAAAGGAUAAGUAUGAUGCGAAGGACAAGGAUGACAAUGAUGAUGGUGUGAACGAGCCUCUCGUUGUGCAGUUGGCUCCCUGGCGGAUCUCCAAGAACUUCCUCGAUGCCAGCGCUGGCAAGGCUAUGGUCGCGCUUCAUGGUGAAGGUGACCCUACCGGUCAUGGCCUAGGGUUCAGUUUCAUCAAGACCUCCAUGAAAGGCGGCUACAUCAACGCGGUUCAAGGGCCGCUGGCAACAUCGGCCGAUGCGAUCGAACGUGAGCGCAAGGCGAAUGGUGGGCACUCGUACAAUGUCAAGAAGCAGGCAGACAUGUACAAUGCAGCCAUCGCCGACAUUUGGGAGCGACAACAAACGACCCUGAGCGACGUCACCACUCAUGAUGAUGCAGAUGUUCUGGAUACAUCCAAUGAAGACGACCGGUUCAACGAGGGACAGACAGACGCAACCCCUGCUCCCCUAGAUGAUGGCCGAAGCCAAUUCAGUCGCCUUAGUACAGCUAGUCGAGGCGGCAGGCGGAAACUGAGGAUCAUCCGCAAGAAGACAGACAAGGACACUGGCGAAGUUACCAGCGAGACCGUCAUAGUGGAUGAUCCUGUGGUCAUCAGGAACUACAUCAAGGAGCGCAACCGAAUCAACGAGAAGGACAAAGAUGUGUACAACAUGAAGCUGCCACAAGACCCCGAUAAAGUCCGCGAGACGCAAAGACUUAUUGACAAGGAGCUGCAGCGCUUGCUCAAAAACCAGGACCGUCGACAGGUCCGCGAGAAGCAAGGCAAGGGGAAGAAGAAGUUUGCCAACUCCGCUGCGUCCCCGGAUCCGUCUUCUGCCGAUAAGGCGUCAGCAGGCACGACCCGGAAAUGCGCGAACUGUGGACUAGUUGGGCAUAUCAAGACGAACAAGAGGUACUGGCACCAUUGCACUCUCAUUCUUGAACGUGUCUUGUCUGCUCCUCCCCCAGUUCCUCUCUUUCAAGUUGGCCAGCGCUCUGAGAGUGAUUAG